Molecule: messenger RNA, 688 nt
Organism: Lactuca sativa (garden lettuce)
Lineage: Eukaryota; Viridiplantae; Streptophyta; Magnoliopsida; Asterales; Asteraceae
Biological process (GO): endoplasmic reticulum to Golgi vesicle-mediated transport; intracellular protein transport
Cellular component (GO): endoplasmic reticulum; endoplasmic reticulum membrane
Source: RefSeq, a predicted model, not a curated record
AUAUACUUUUCCGCCAUCGAAGAUCGCUUCUUUGCUUGGUUGCUAAUCUACCUACUCCUUCAAAAUCCCCCCAACUCAUCCGAUUCCUCCAUAAUCCAUCAACAUGGCUUUGGAAUGGGUGGUUCUAGGCUACGCCGCCGCAGCCGAAGCCGUCAUGAUCAUCCUCCUAACCCUCCCCGGCCUUGACGCACUCAGGAAAGGUCUUAUCGCCGUUACAACCAGCCUCCUCAAACCCUUCCUUUCCGUCGUACCCUUUUGCCUCUUUUUGCUAGCGGACAUCUACUGGAAGUACGAAACAAUGCCUAGCUGUGAAUCUCAGAACUGCUCACCAUCGGAGCACCUCCGCCACCAGAAAUCGAUCAUGAAGAGCCAGCGCAACGCUUUACUUAUCGCUGCUGCACUCGUCUUCUACUGGAUCUUGUACUCUGUCACGAAGCUUGUUGUUCGUGUUGACCAGCUCCAUCAGCGAAUUGAGAAGUUGAAGAACAAGGAGUAAGUUGUCGAUCUGUAACCCUAUUAUUGGGGGAUUUAGAUAAGUUAUCUCUGGAUUUGAUUCGCUUUUGUUAUUUAAGUUCUAUGAGUACCCAUCAUUCGAAUUUGAGGCUUGAUGAAUUCUAUUCUACUUUUUAGUGUAAUUGAUACCGAUUUGACUUGCUAUGGAGAUAUAAAAUUGAGUUAUCCUUCGUUA